Messenger RNA from Triticum turgidum subsp. durum (durum wheat), 498 nucleotides. The record is from the annotation of a GenBank genome assembly. Lineage: Eukaryota; Viridiplantae; Streptophyta; Magnoliopsida; Poales; Poaceae.
AUGUGUGGCGAAGCUGUGGGCGGGCGCGAAGGCGAGCAGCUGCGGCAGUCAUCGGUACGGGGCAGUGGCGCGUGGAUCUGGCCGUCUCGGUGUGGACGGAGUGGUCAAAUCCCCAGAUCCGAGCCGAUGCAAGCUCGGAGAGCGCCUCAUGGAGGGAGGUUGCCUCCGGCCGCCGGAUCCUUACCGGAUUUCAUCCUGGUCUUUAGGCUGGGAGGCUAUUGCGGCUCAAUAAAGCCAGAGGGCGAGGGGCUUCACCGGCUCUGGUUUUCAUGCUCUGCGUCGGUGGUUUUUCUCCAGCAGUUUCUACGGCGGAAGACAAUGGCGCUGAGCAUCUUCGGCUUGUACGGAGAAGACGAUGGACCAACUUGUUAUUUUGUUCCUUUUAUGAUCUUCUCUGCUGUAGUUUGGUGGUGGCAGCCGCACUGUUUGUAUCAUCUAUGUAUGUUUGUAUUUGUACGAGUCCAUGUACUGUUUUCCUUGACGUAUAAAUACAAGUAG